AUCAAUGAAGAAUUCCAGGAAUUUUUUUUUCUUUCUCGAAUUUACGACAAAGUGUUUAACAGUUCAACCACAAAUAUUUUUUCUUGCAACUCAUCCCAUUAAUUCCUGUGUGUAUGUUGCUAGCACACACCAAGACACCGACGUACAAACGCACGCCCACACACACACAGAGAGACACUCAGAGCCAACUGGCAAAUAUGAUUGAGCCAAAUAGUGAUAAAAAUUGGGAGGGUGAAAGGGCAUAGCAAAGGACAAAACUAGUCUAGGAUUUGAACAUGAUUCUUCUGGUCUACUCUUCUUCUCCUCCUUCUUCUUCUUCUUAUCUACAUAUAAAUAUACAAGAAAGACGGCUUUUCGUAAGCAAAUUGUGAAUGAUAAUCUUCUUCUCUUAUGCAUAGAAUUUGGGUCAAGAGAUGGAUAUAUCAGAGUCUCAGUGUAAUAGUGGUUGUGACUCUGGUUGGACACACUACUUAGACCAAUCCACUUAUUCUAAAAACCGAUGCCAUGGUUUCGGUGGUGUGGAUGAGGCUUAUAGAGGAGGGGAAGGAGCAAGAAUGGAGAAUGAUGAAGAGGAUGACUUGUCGAUGGUCUCGGACGCGUCAUCGGGGCCUAGACAUUGUGAUGCAGACCAUGAGGAGUGCUCUGGUGAAUUGGACAAGAGGAACAAAAGGUAUAAGAAGAAGAAGAAGGUGAAGAGCAGAGAACAUUGUAGAAAUCAACAUCAGUCAUCUCUUGAUGACACUGCUAGCUCCUCUGUAUUGGGAUCUCCCAAGCAGGAUGCAAGUUUCUCAAGAAAUGAAGAUUCAAUGGAGCAUCUUUUGGACUCUUCACAAGGCUUCUCUGCAACAAAUUUCAGGGGAAAAUCUGCAUUCAAGAAUCAGUUCGGAUUGUUUCCUUCGUUCAAAGAAUCGGGUGGUUUUCGAGGAAGGAAGUCACAGUGACAGAUAACAUAUCAUCAUAACUGCAGCUGCUUUGGAGAGGGGAUGUAAAGCAAAAAUGGAUUAUAUUUAGCUAUGAAAGAAAGAUUUCAAUUUUUUUCUUUUUCAUAUUUGUUCUCCUCCAAUUCUACUACUUUUUCUGUGUUUACUGUCUGUCAAGGCAGGAGGAAACAAUAUAACAAAAAAAAAAAUUUCUUCUCCAA
Tripterygium wilfordii is the source of this 1141-nucleotide messenger RNA. RefSeq lists its product as uncharacterized. Bases 414 to 941 code for a protein of 175 amino acids. The record is from RefSeq and is a predicted model, not a curated record. Gene Ontology annotation, biological process: cytokinin biosynthetic process. NCBI's taxonomy places the organism in Eukaryota, Viridiplantae, Streptophyta, Magnoliopsida, Celastrales, Celastraceae. The transcript is spliced from 4 exons.